AUGAAUUUGGAUGUUCUUGUGUUAUAUUAUAUUAAUCACUCAAAUCAACUUUCAUUUUUAGGUUAUUUAAGCAACGGAAGGCCCCUAACGUGUGUGGCAUGGACAACUUUCACUUCCCGUGACCUUUUAAAUACGCUCAAAAUACCUUCGAAGACGUUCAUCACAUUUAUGAUGACCCUUGAAGACCACUAUGUCAAAGACAAUCCAUUCCAUAAUUCUCUGCACGCUGCGGAUGUAACGCAAGGAACUCAUGUUUUAUUGAAUACUCCAGCUUUGGAGUCGGUCUUCACACCCCUCGAAAUAACCGCAGCCCUGUUCGCGGCCUGCAUUCACGAUGUUGACCAUCCCGGCUUGACGAACCAAUUCUUGAUCAAUUCCAGCAGCGAGUUGGCGUUGAUGUAUAACGACGAAUCCGUGUUGGAGAACCACCAUUUGGCAGUGGCUUUCAAAUUAUUGCAGAACGAUGGAUGUGAUAUAUUCUGUAACAUGACAAAGAAGCAGAGACAGACCCUGCGUAAAAUGGUUAUAGACAUGGUGCUGAGCACAGAUAUGUCCAAGCACAUGAGUCUGCUUGCUGAUUUAAAAACGAUGGUCGAGACCAAAAAAGUCGCUGGGUCCGGGGUUUUGUUGCUGGACAACUACACUGACCGUAUUCAAGUAUUAGAAAAUCUAGUCCAUUGUGCUGAUCUGAGUAAUCCUACGAAACCAUUGUCGUUGUAUAAACAGUGGGUCGAACGACUUAUGGAAGAAUUUUUUCAACAGGGCGAUAAAGAAAGGGAAGCCAAAAUGGAUAUAAGUCCCAUGUGCGAUAGGUACUCGGCAACGAUUGAAAAAUCGCAGGAAAAAAAGAGGACCCAGAUGGCUACCCUGAGGAACGCCAGAUGUAAUAAAGAAAGGUUCAGAUCUGUGGCCACCAAUCGAAACAAAGCUCACCCUUCCCGUUAA
This is a messenger RNA of Coccinella septempunctata (seven-spotted ladybird), 945 nucleotides long. Its product is annotated as cAMP-specific 3',5'-cyclic phosphodiesterase-like. Gene Ontology annotation, cellular component: perinuclear region of cytoplasm; cytosol; nucleus. Gene Ontology annotation, molecular function: 3',5'-cyclic-AMP phosphodiesterase activity. Lineage: Eukaryota; Metazoa; Arthropoda; Insecta; Coleoptera; Coccinellidae. The transcript is spliced from 4 exons. Bases 1 to 945 code for a protein of 314 amino acids. Gene Ontology annotation, biological process: signal transduction. The record is from RefSeq and is a predicted model, not a curated record.